Molecule: messenger RNA, 2312 nt
Organism: Colletotrichum scovillei
Lineage: Eukaryota; Fungi; Ascomycota; Sordariomycetes; Glomerellales; Glomerellaceae
Exons: 1
Coding region: 711-2084 (457 amino acids)
Cellular component (GO): membrane
Source: RefSeq, a predicted model, not a curated record
GUCCGGUGCUCGGCGAACGUAAGCACCGAUGCGCCGUCUAGCGGCCGGAUCCAUAUUAGAUAACUCCAACUAAGGGGGGCCACCCCUUGCGCCCUCUACUGACGCAUCGGAAGACUUUGCGACCACACCAACGCCCAAGCCAACCCACUUCCCAGUUCUAUCGCGGGUGCUUCCAUACCUGAAAAGGAGGCCAAGUUGCCAACGAGGUAGCUUCGGCCCUUCGCUACCUCGCAUCUUGGACUUAGCUCCGAGAUCACAUACGGCAGCCUGGAAGAAACUCGAAGCCAUCCAUGUCGCUUUAGACUCAAUAAGAGUCACGACGAAGAGGAUGAUGACGAAUAAUGGCAUAUAGAGUGCUCCGAGCCCCGGCGGUUUUGCCGUACCCCGUUGACCGUCCGUCUCGGCCGGUCUCCGCGCUCUUGAACCAAUGGGUCUCCCUUUAUCUCCUGGCGCUACAUAGGGAGCCACAUGGACAAACAUAGGAUCUUCGUUUUUAUGGUCCUCUUAAGACUACGAAUCUCCCCAUUGUUAAAUUCAGCCCUACCCCUUGGCACAUCACCAGUUCUUUUCCUUUCACACGACAUCCUCAGGAGAUUGACGACUCAACUACACUUCAUUCGGCUUUAAGCAUAUCUAACCCACAUCAGCUGUGUGAUAUCGCCUCUCAAUCAUAACUUGCCAGACGAAUCAGAACGAAAACUUCGAUAGCCAUGUCACCCAACAACGUCCCACAGAGGACACCACUCUCACAAUGGAGUGCUGCUCAACGGAAGGGCAUCAUCAUACCUAUGGUCAUGUCAUCGAUACUGAUCUUGGUUCUCGUCCUUGCCAACAUGACAUAUCUCUUUGGAGCAACAUUCGAGCAAGGGAAGCGCACACAUGCACUCAAGAUUCUCGCCGUUGACCUGGAUGGGGGCGCCAUUGGUUCGGCAAUUGUAGGCGCAUCCAAGAGCCUCCAAGCUGCCAACUUCCCAACCAUCGAGUUUGGUUCCGCCUCAAAAUACUCAACUCCCGCAGCGGUCAAGAACGCGGUAUGCAAAGGAGACUACUGGGGAGCCAUCUACAUCAACGCGGGCGCGUCUGCGAAGCUCGCCAGCGCCAUCAACGGCACCUCGACCGCAGCCUACAAUGCCGCCGACUCGGUCACAUACACCUACAACCAGGCCCGAUACCCUGCGAUCGCCGAUUCCACCAUCAACAGCAACAUCCAAAAGGUCGUCGGCGCAUCGAGGGCCUUCUACUACCAGUCGCCCAACGGCACGGCUGCCCUCCGAUCCCUGAACACCACCAAUCCGGCCGCCAUCGCCGCCUACCUGAACCCGAUCUCGUCCACCGCCGACCUCAUUGGCGCCCAGACGCAAGCGAGUCGCGUCUUCUUCAACACCGUCAACAUCAUCGUCCCCACCCUCGCCCAGUUCUUCUUCAUCUUGGCCCUGAACGGCAUCGGCAUGAGCUCCGGCCUCCUCGCGAAGAUGAGAGUCCGCGACGUCUGGCUCAUCCGCUUCACCAUUGGCAAGAUCUACGGCUUCCUCACCGCCGUCACUGUCACGGGUUAUCUCUGGGCUUUUAGGGAGAACUGGGCUGUCGGGGGCCCUGAGUUCGGCAAGACUCUCCUCGUCUUCUGGCUCUACAUGGAUGUGCAGUGGCAGGUUCUCGAGUCCCUCAUCGGAUCCUUUGUGCCCAUGCAGCUCAUCCCGUUCUUCUUCCUCACCUGGAUGCUCACCAACGUCGCUAGCAGCGUGUUCCCCUUUGAGAUCAUGGCGGGCUUCUACAGGAUCGGCUACGCCUUCCCGGCGCACGAAAUCUACUCUCUUUUGGUGCAGGCAUGGACUGGUUGCGCUGAUCAGACGCGCGUCGCCCUGCCUGUUCUCUUCUCCUGGUGGCUUGUGGGCCACGUAGGCUCCGUCUUCUCCAUCCGCAAGCGCUGCGCUGACGCCGCGGCCGUUGUUGCGGCUGGUGCUGCCGCCGCCGCUGCUGCAAAGGCCCCGGCUCAGCAAGACGACACCGUCUCUAUCCCUCCUCGCUCUGCUAGCACGGAAGUGACUUUGCAGUCCGAUGAAGAGCAAGUCAGAAACGAGAAAUGAAUGAUGGAGCCGCAAGGGAUUCUUAGAAACGGAUUCGGAUUUGGCUGCUGAUGUAAUUGAAGAUUUAUGCGACGUCACAGCGGACGGCACGCUUGAUACCCAGCAUAACAUGGAGUUAUUGGUUUCUGCAUCAAGACCAUCGUAUAGUGUGUUAUGUUUGCUUUGAUUGUUAGGAUGAUAUAGACUCAACUUAGACAUAGCAUCUUCCCUUACAAGGGAUUAAUUCAC